Molecule: messenger RNA, 1359 nt
Organism: Penicillium olsonii
Lineage: Eukaryota; Fungi; Ascomycota; Eurotiomycetes; Eurotiales; Aspergillaceae
Source: the annotation of a GenBank genome assembly
AUGGAGUCGAUAUCACCCUUUUACUCUAUGUCCACCGAGGUGCGAUACUCUCCACCAUGGCAGGACUUGAGCAUCAUCGGCAUCGCUGGUAGCUCCGGCUCUGGCAAGACCUCUGUGGCCAUGGAGAUUGUCAGGUCUUUGAACUUGCCGUGGGUGGUGAUUCUAGUAAUGGAUUCAUUCUACAAGACCUUAUCUCCCGAGGAACAUCACCGGGCUCACGCAAAUGAUUAUGAUUUUGACUGCCCAGACUCGAUCGACUUCGAUCUUUUGGUUUCUACUCUGCGGGAUCUCAAGAAAGGAAAGAAAGCCAGCAUCCCGGUUUACUCGUUUGCUGAUCACCAACGACAACCUCAAACGACAACCCUCUAUUCCCCUCGAGUGAUCAUCCUUGAAGGUAUUCUGGCACUGCACGAUCCCAGGAUUGUGGAGAUGUUAGAUGUGAAGAUCUUCGUUGAGGCUGACAUGGAUGUCUGCUUGGGCCGCAGAAUUUUACGUGAUGUUCGGGAGCGAGGACGUGACAUUGAAGGCAUUGUGAAGCAAUGGUUUGAUUACGUUAAGCCCUCUUACACAAGAUUCGUGGAACCUCAACGCUCUAUUUCAGAUAUCAUCGUUCCACGUGGCAUCCAAAACAAGACCGCUAUCGAUAUGGUCGUCAAACACAUCCAGCGCAAGCUUCAAGAGAAGUCCGAAAGCCAUACCGAAGAGCUCCACAGACUCGGAUUGAUUGCAGCCAAGGUAGACCUGCCUUCGAAUGUGCACGUGCUACCUUCGACACCGCAAUUCGUUGGAAUGAACACCAUUUUGCAGAAUCCAGAAUCUGAGCAAGAGGACUUUGUGUUCUACUUUGACCGAUUGGCGUCUAUUCUGAUUGAAAGAGCCCUGGAUAUGACAUCGUAUGUCUCCACAAAGGUGGAAACACCACAAGGUAAUGAAUACCUUGGACUGCAUCCGACGGGAGAAGUCUCUGCUGUCGCUAUACUACGCGGAGGGUCUUGUCUGGAAACAGCACUCAAGCGAUCUAUCCCUGAUUGCAUCACUGGUCGCGUGCUCAUCCAAACCAACGAGAGCAACGAAGAACCAGAGCUGCAUUACCUGAAACUACCGCCGCGCAUUGAGGAGCAUUCUACGGUCAUCCUGAUGGACUCGCAGAUGUCCAGUGGAAGUGCUGCGCUGAUGGCUGUCCGUGUUUUGCUUGACCAUGGAGUAUCACAAGACAGGAUUGUCUUUGUGACCUGCGCGGCAGGUGAACGGGGUCUCAAGCGCCUAGUCGCUGUAUUCCCCAAGAUCCAUGUGAUUGUUGGACGCAUUGAGGAAGAGGGAGAGCCGCGCUGGAUAGAGAAACGAUACUUUGGAUGCUAA